CCUUCUGUUUUGGCCUUUAAAGUCUAAAUCAUUCACCUACCAAAAUCAUCGUGCUUAUACUAGCUUUCCUAUCCCUAUCCUUAUUUGUUCUAUAUUCUCAAAAUUUCCUAUCUUAGCCAACUAAGUCGUCCCUCCUCGUCCCCUCCAGCGUUCCUUAGCCAAAGACUUCGAACUCUUUUCUAUACGUUUAUCUUCUCACUUUUCUAUUUUAUCUUACACCAUCCUUUACAUUUUAAAUACUUUUCUGUACCUACUCUGUUACAUCUCACAUUUACAUAUUUCAAUUUUUCAUUCCUAUAUAUUUUGCGUUAUACGUAUCAAACUUCUAAUUCUUCAUUCUACUACAAAAUUUUUGCUUUUAAAUAUUUUUUCUAUACCUACUCUUAUAUUUAACAUUUACAUUUCUCAAUUUCGUUAUAAUUCCUAUAUUUUACAUUACAGCAUAUCCACUUCUAAUCAUCAUUCUAUUACAAAUUAGAAAAAUGAUAUAUACAUAUAUACAAUCGAAUAUUCUAAUGUAAGACAAAUUAUUAUUUAUCAAUAUUUCAAGCAACUUGUUAUUUUAACCGUUUACAUUUUAGUACAUCAAAAUAUUUUCUCUCAAUGUCAGCGAUAGCAGUGCCAUUUUGAUCAUAUUGUGACGACGUAAAGAGUGAGAUUUUUCGCAUUAAUAUGCACUGCGUGUUCAAUAAUAAAUUUUAUUGUUCAAUAAAUUAAAGUAGAAAUGAAAUCAGAAAUGGAACAGUACAAAAUGGACAAUUUGGACUCUAACAUGGGAUCAGAAAUAGAAGAAUACGAAAGAGACAAUUUGGAUUGUAACAUAGAAUUGACGAUCUCUCAUUCGACAGAAACAGAAAUUGCCUUUAAGCCUACAUGCCGACGUUGCAACGAAGAUGCGAGUAAGGAAAAACUCAUACGUCCAUGUCAAUGCACCGGUGACUGGGAAUUUAUGCAUAUUCGUUGUUUAGAGAUUGCAGCAAACGUCCGAAAACGAUAUUCUUGCAUGCAUUGUGAGGUUUCCUUUCCAUUAGAAUUAAAGUACAAAUCAUUAGCACAGAUAUACAGAAAUAGCGAAGAAUUGUGUGCUAUAUCUCAAAGAGUCUGCUGUGCUUUUCUCGUAGUACUCUGUAUUGUAGUAUACAACUUGUUUAUGCUCUUUCUAUUCUAUACUUUAAUAAAAUUAGUAAUAUUCGGACGCACAUUUAUCGAAUCUCUCGCUAACUUGGCUGUCUUCAUCAUCAUAUUUGCUCUUUAUGUUCGUUUUGUGAUGUAUCUGGGAGAGAUAUUGCAGAACGAGUUUGAAGCUUUACGUCGUGUUCGUUGCCGGUGGCUCGCAGCCACUAAAGAAAGAAAAGUGACAAAAUGCAAAUUACGUCCUAUUCAUGAAGUCUGA
Messenger RNA from Wasmannia auropunctata (little fire ant), 1393 nucleotides. Its product is annotated as E3 ubiquitin-protein ligase MARCH2-like. Bases 725 to 1393 code for a protein of 222 amino acids. Gene Ontology annotation, molecular function: zinc ion binding. The record is from RefSeq and is a predicted model, not a curated record. Lineage: Eukaryota; Metazoa; Arthropoda; Insecta; Hymenoptera; Formicidae. The transcript is spliced from 4 exons.